This is a messenger RNA of Sphaeramia orbicularis (orbiculate cardinalfish), 3737 nucleotides long. It is a transcript of the gene adat3, whose product is annotated as adenosine deaminase tRNA specific 3. The transcript has 3 exons. Gene Ontology annotation, cellular component: nucleus; cytoplasm. The record is from RefSeq and is a predicted model, not a curated record. NCBI's taxonomy places the organism in Eukaryota, Metazoa, Chordata, Actinopteri, Kurtiformes, Apogonidae. Gene Ontology annotation, molecular function: tRNA-specific adenosine-34 deaminase activity. Bases 165 to 1214 code for a protein of 349 amino acids.
CGCUAGGAAGCAUGGGGUCUGACCGCUCAGAGUUUCUCUCUUCUGUCGGUAUUUUCAGCUGAGGAUUCUUGUCGAUAAACGAAGAGAUUUUGUAAAGGUUGGUUUUGACUCACAGGAAGUAGGCUGCUGUUGGAAUAAUCCGUCAUUGGGAGAGUGCCCAAACAAUGGAGCCACAGAGGAAACGCCGGAAAGGGUCAGCGUGUGACACGGACUCCUGGGUGGCUUAUCCUGUACUGUCAGAUGAGCAGUCACAAGACGUUGAGCUGAUAGAGGCAUUUGCUGCACCCAUUGUUGACAAGAAAGAGACAUCCAGACUUGUUAGAGAGCUGAAUGGCCUCUAUCCAAUGAUAACCCUUCAACACAUCAAGAGGGUGCGGGCUUGCAAAGAGGAGGGUAGCCCCCACCCUCUGGAGGUCUUGGUUUGCUUAGUCAGUGAUGCACAUGGUCAGGAAAAGAUGGUCAGCAUUGAUUCCCUGCUGCCUUCAGAUUUUCGACGUGAUGGAUUGGGUGAGCCAUUUGUAGUUAAGGUUCCUGCACGCCCCCCUUUAACCCGACCCCAGUUCGAGAUUGCAAGUAAACACUGGCCACUAGCCUUUCACGAGGACAAGCAGGUAACGGUCGCCCUGAAGGGGGAACUCUUCAGCCCCCUUCAAAAAGCCAAAAUGCACAUGUACAUGACAACUGCACUGACUGCUGCCAAAGCAGGGAGGGAAGGGGGGAUGGAGGCGGUGGGGGCUGUAGCUGUCGACCCCGCCAUGGAUAGAAUAAUUGCAGUGAGCCACGACUGCAGGGGCAAGCAUCCCCUCCAUCAUGCCGUCAUGGUCUGCAUUGACCUCGUGGCUCGGAGCCAGGGUGGUGGAUGUUACUCUUAUGACCAAUAUCCAGCAUGCCAUUUUUCUUCACCAUCCUCAAAUCCCUUUGAAAACACAUCAGAGGGAGAGCCAGCCUUUCAGCCGUACAUAUGCACUGGGUACGACCUUUAUGUAACACGAGAACCUUGUGUCAUGUGUGCCAUGGCACUGGUCCACUCCAGAAUAGGUCGCGUGUUCUAUGGGACCACCUCGGCCGAUGGAGCCUUGGGGACCAAAUAUAAACUCCACACUCAGAAAGAUCUGAACCAUCGCUUUGAGGUUUACAGAGGACUUCUGAGCAAGCAGUGUGAGGAUCUGAAUGGGCUGGAAGACCACUUUGAAAAGGAACAUUUGAAGGAGUAAAGACUAACAUUUAAUUGACUGUCAAAUUUGAAUAUGGAGACAGACCUCAAAAACUCCUUGUUUUGCAAUUGGAAUAACAUUUCUAUUUUACACAAAUUUAUGAAUAAAAUUUUUAAUAGGUAGAGUUUCUGGAAAGUGUCAUUGGAAAACAGUUGCUUCCUACACACGGUGCUGACCUUCCAUUAGGUGGUUUAGAUGACCUAACAAAUGUAGGUCUCUCAGAUGGUGUCAAAUUAAAUGACAAACCUGAGAGGGAUCGUUAUCUGUAGAAUGACAAUAUACCAUCUUUAGGACACAAAGGCUCACUGGAUGGUUUGAGGUGAAUGAUGUGAGUCAUGUUAGACUUGUUUCACCAACAGUGUUGUGACAAAGUAUUUACCCCUUCCUGAUUUCUUAGAUUUUUGCAUAUUCAUCAAACUUAAAUCUUUUAGCUCAUCAAACAACUGUAAUAUAUGACAAAGGUGACUGAGUAACUAAAAAAAAUGCAGUUUUUAAAUGAUGAUUUCAUUUAUUGACGGAAAAAAAAUGACUGAAAUAACUAGCCCUGUGGGAAAAAGUAAUUGCCUCUAAACCUAAUAAGUGGUUGUGCCACCCUUGGCAUCAACUAAAGCAAUCAAGCAUUUAUAAUAACUGUCACUGAGUCUUAUAUGUCGUGGAGGAAUUUUUGCUCCUUCUUUACAGAAUUUUUUAAAUUCAGCCACAUUGGAGGGUUUUUAGCCACAGCAUCUCAAUCAGAUUUAAGUCUGGAUUUUGACUAGGCCGCUCCAAAACCUUAAUUUUGUUUUUUUAAGACCUGGACUUGCUGGUGACAUGAACAUCUGCUUGUUGGUGUGUUUCAAAUCAUUGUCCUGCUGCGUAACCCAAGUGCGCCUGAGCUUGAGGUCAUGACCUGAUGGCCAGAUAUUCCCCUUUAGGAUUUUCUGGUAGAGAAUAGAAUUCAUCCAUCAAUUCCAGAGGGUCAUCCAGGUCAUGAGGCAUCAAUUAGGCAGCAAAGCAGCCCCAGACCAUCACAUAUCACCAUCAUGUUUGACUGCUGAUGUGAUGUUCUUUUUAUGAAAUGCUGUGUUAGUUUUAAGCCAGAUGUAAUAAUGCACACCUUCCAAAAAGUUCAAUUUUUUUGUCCCAUCAGUCCACAGAAUAUUUUCCCAAAGGUCUUGUGGAUCAUCCAGGUGUUUUUUGGCCUUUGUGUGUUUUAUGAUCAUCAGUGGUUUUAACCUUUGACCUCUCAUGGAUGCCAUUAUUCCCUUUUGUUUCUUUCUAAUUGUUCAGUCCUGGACACUGACCCUGGCUGAGCCAAGUGAGACCUGCAGGUCUUUAAAUGUUGUCCUGGUUCUGUUGUUCUUCCUAGAACCUUUUCUAGACUGAUAGAUGUCAGUGACUUUGUUUCUCAUCUGUUCUUGAAUUUCUUAACAUCACCACAUGAUGUUUAGCUUAAUGAAAAUGUGGUCACAGUCAAUUGGUGAUGUAAUAAUGAGGGAAAUUACUUUUUCACAUGAGGCCAGGUAGGUUCAAGUAUCUUUUUUUGCUUAAUAAAUUAAAUCAUUUAAAAACUGCAUUUUGAUUUAUUCAGGUCAUCAUUGUCUAAUAUAAUUUCCUUGAUUAUCUGAAACAUUUAAGUAUGACACAUGCAAAAUUGUAAGAAAUCAGGAAGGAGGCAAAUACUUUCUCACAGUACUGUACGUUAAAGCAUCAAAUUAGAUAAAUGUAUUCUGUGGUUGGGAUGGUGUUGAUCCCUCCAGCAGAGGUAACAAACCAUUGAAUCAUUGCCAUUAAAGCUUUUCUAGUGAUGUGGAAAAACACUUUACUGAGACAUUUUGUUGGUUUUUCCCUUCAUUUAUCAUCCAUCGGUGCAUAUACUGCAUUUUUCUAAAAAGGCACAGGCUGAUGCUUCACUUAGUGUAAAAUACUUGACCAACAUAAAUCUAUGAAUAAUGGAAAUAAUUCUUGCAUUUCAUUUUGUACAUUUAAAUCUGUUCCCACCAACCUAAAACCCUGCUGAUAUAUUUUUUAAUUUUUGAUGUUAUUUUUUAAAUCUUAUCUUACAUUAACAAGGAGAGAGAUUCAAGAUAAAGUGCUUAAAAGUUUGUGUCAUAUUUGAUUAAGCAAAUUUGUUCACAUGUUGUAGGGCUGGAAAUGCAAGUUCAUCCAUAGCACUGUUGCAGCUGGACUUGACUGGCCUGGGUUUGGUUGUUUUUACAAGUCUAUGUAAGAAUAUAAUCACUUCAUCUUUGUGACUAUGCAUGUAUGAAACUUAGUGUUUAUGAGGCUCCUGUUGAAAUGUUACAGAUUUGCAGUUACCCAACUACGAAUACAAGCAGCAGAGCUGUUAAUUCUUUCCUCCAAGUAUAUGUAUUACAUUUAAUACUUAAUUACUUUACGAACAGCUGCUUGUAACUGGGCAACUGAUGUGAUUUAGAGAUGAAAGGCUGUAAAAUUCAACCAUGAACCUAUCAGAAAUAUAAACAAAUUUCAGGUUAGAGAAUGCAUAAGAGCUUUUACCAAAACAAGUAUAUUCCAAUGUAA